Pungitius pungitius (ninespine stickleback) is the source of this 6006-nucleotide messenger RNA. Its product is annotated as phosphatidylinositol 4,5-bisphosphate 3-kinase catalytic subunit alpha isoform. The transcript has 29 exons. Gene Ontology annotation, cellular component: plasma membrane; phosphatidylinositol 3-kinase complex, class IB; phosphatidylinositol 3-kinase complex, class IA. Bases 1812 to 5024 code for a protein of 1070 amino acids. The record is from RefSeq and is a predicted model, not a curated record. NCBI's taxonomy places the organism in Eukaryota, Metazoa, Chordata, Actinopteri, Perciformes, Gasterosteidae. Gene Ontology annotation, molecular function: 1-phosphatidylinositol-4-phosphate 3-kinase activity; 1-phosphatidylinositol-3-kinase activity. Gene Ontology annotation, biological process: phosphatidylinositol 3-kinase/protein kinase B signal transduction; phosphatidylinositol-3-phosphate biosynthetic process; cell migration.
UUACUAUUUUCAGUGAUAUCUAUCAUUAAUAAAAUUGAAUGAAACCAAUUACGUGGGAAGAAACGCUUCCUUUGUGGAAAAUACAGAGCGGUGGAAAUGUUGUAAGAUAUCCUUUUUAGUACAGGAUGCAGACAUCCUGUUGUAUUAUGUUCUGAUAAAACAGCUGUUUAGGUGCUGGGUUCAGUUCGAUAGGGUUGGGACUCAGAUCUCUUCCUCCCACCAGACCAUCAACGGCAGGAAGUGAAGCCACAACUGGUUCUGACCAGGGAUGACUGGUCUCUCCUGGAGGUUUCUGAUAAGAGCCAUUCUAAGUACCCCAACUCGGACACUCAGGUGGCGGCACGGAUCUCUGCAUGUCUGACUGACAUCUCCCAGUGGAUGUCCGCUCAUCACCUGAAGAUCAACCCCGACAAGACCGAACUACUUUUCUUCCCUGGAAAAAACUCUCCUACUCAGGACCUGAUCGUUAACUUUGGCGACUCCGUGUUGACGCCCACUCAGACUGCCAGGAACCUCGGCGUGACACUCGACUCCCAACUCUCCCUGACUGCCAACAUCACAGCGACAACACAAUCCUGUAGAUACACGCUCUACAACAUCAGGAGAAUACAACCCCUUCUCACUCAGAAGGCGGCGCAGGUACUAUUUCAGGCUCUUGUCAUCUCCCGCCUUGACUACUGUAACUCUCUCCUGGCAGGUCUCCCAGGUACCGCCAAAAUCGACCACUGCAGCUCAUCCAGAAUCACUGUCCUGGCUCCCAGAUGGUGGAAUGAGCUCUCUGAUGACAUCAGGACCACAGAGAGCCUCUACAUCUUCUGUCGAAAACUCAAGACACACCUCUUUAGACUCUACCUUGAAUAAAACACUAGCAAAGCACUAACACAUCGUAGCACUUAAAUUGUACUUAUAAUGGCACUUUUCUAUAACAUGUUUUGAAACUGAUUAUUUGAUGAAAAUGGUACUUUCUUGCUACUUGCUCUUCUGAGUUUGUAUCUCUCACUUAUUGUAAGUCGCUUUGGAUAAAAGCGUCAGCUAAAUGAUAUGUAAUGUAAUGUAAUGUAAACAUACAAAACCUUCAAGUAUAACCUUUGAUUGACUUGCACACAUUGAUGUGCUGUCUGUCCUGCUGGCUUAUAUGUACAUUUGUCUUUUUCUGCUUUGCUAUUUUUAUUGAUAUGUAUGGGUAUGUAAUGUGCUUCAGUGGUAUAUGUGCUUGUAGUGUAGGGUCUGCUCUGGCCUAUUGUCAUACACUUUUCUUUUUGCUGUGUUUUGGUUUUGUCAACACGUUGUGGUCCGUUUGUGUAUGAUUUUUAUUUCCAUUUCUUUUUGAGAUGUGUAUUAGAUUUCUGUCCUCUGUAUCUAAGACAGAGAGAGAGCUCUGUCUUCUCUGUGAGGCUGCUGGCCCUUUAAGAGAGAAGAGGAUGAGCCGACACCCAGCCCCCCCUCCACCCUUCAACCCCCCCACCCCCAUUCCCAUUCUCUCCGACACAUUGUUCUCCCGGGGAGCAGCAGCUACAACGGAUAGACAGAGACAGGCAGACAGACAGGUCUUCGCUGUGCACGUUUGGGACUCUUUGUUUUGGACAUGAAAUCAAUGGAGCAGACCCGCGGAUCCACCAGCUGAUUGAAGGAGACAAAGACAGAGGAGGACUGACGGACAGACCGGCAGACAGACUGGCAAAAAGACAGACAGACAUGCAGACCGACUGAUGGGAAAGACGCUAUGACCGGAGGCACGGGCCGCUGGAGCGUCAGGCACAAGCUCAGGUAGUCCGGCACCGAGGUGAGACCACUUGUGAUCGGUGGUUGCCAUGGGGCCCAGGCCGUCGUCAGGGGAGCUGUGGGGGCUCCACCUGAUGCCCCCACGCAUCCUGGUGGAUUGCUGCCUUCCAAACGGGAUGAUGGUGAGUCUGGAGUGUCUCAGAGAAACUCCUCUCAUCAGCAUUAAGCAGCAGCUCUUCACUGAGGCCAGGAAGUACCCGCUCUACCACUUACUGCAGGAGGAGUCCAGCUACAUCUUUGUGGGAGUGACCCAGGAGGCGGAGCGGGAGGAGUUCUAUGAUGAGACCAGGCGGCUUUGUGACCUCCGACUGUUUCACCCAAUCCUGAAAGUCAUCGAGCCGCUGGGCAACCGAGAGGAGAAGAUUCUGAACCGAGAGAUAGGGUUCGCCAUUGGGAUGCCAGUGUGUGAGUUCGAGAUGAUGAAGGACCCGGAGGUUCAGGACUUUCGUCGCUCCAUACUGAGCGUGUGCAGAGAGGCCAUGGAGGAGAGAGAAGGGGGGGGCGCCCAAAGCCAGGCGCUAUACGUUUACCCCCCCAACCUGGAAUCCAGCCCCCAGCUCCCACAGCACAUCUACAGCAAGCUGGACAAAGGCAGGUUGAUCGUCACCAUCUGGGUCAUAGUAUCUCCAUCCAACUCCAAACAGAAAUACACCCUUAAGGUAAGUCAUGACAGUUUACCUGAGCAGCUGAUAGCAGAGUCCAUCAGGAAGAAAAGCAGAUCGAUGCAUCUGUCACCUCAACAGCUCCGCCUCUGUGUCCAGGAGUACCAGGGGCAGUACAUUCUUAAGGUGUGUGGCUGUGACGAGUACCUGCUGGAGAAGUAUCCUCUCAGUCAGUACAAGUAUAUACGGUCCUGUAUCAUAGUGGGACGUCUUCCACAUCUGAUGCUGGUCUCUAAAGACAGUCUCUACUCUCAGCUUCCUGCUUCUGGCUUUGUCACACCAUCAUACAGCCGUCGGACUCCUCAGCCUUCUCCCUGUCCUGGAGGAGGUGAUGGUUCUCCUCCUCGUUCUCUUUGGGCCUUUAACACUUUGCUGAGGGUACGACUGCUGUGCGCCACCUACGUCAACGUCAACAUCCGUGACAUCGACAAGAUCUAUGUGAGGACAGGAAUCUAUCACGGCGGAGAACCGCUCUGUGAUAACGUCAACACCCAGAGAGUCCCCUGCUCCAACCCCAGGUGGAACGAGUGGCUGGCCUAUGACAUCUACCUGGCUGAUAUUCCUCGUUCAGCCAGACUCUGCCUGUCAAUCUGUUCUGUGAAGGGAAGGAAAGGAGCAAAAGAGGAGCACUGCCCUCUGGCCUGGGGCAACGUGAACAUGUUCGACUACACCGACAUUCUGGUUUCAGGUAAAGUGGCUCUCAGUCUUUGGCCGGUGCCUCACGGCCUCGAGGACCUCCUAAAUCCCAUUGGAGUUGCAGGUUCCAAUCCCAACAAGGAGACUCCCUGUGUGGAGCUGGAGUUCUCCUGGUUUAAUCAGACUGUGGUGUUUCCUGACGAGCAGCAGAUAGAGGAACAUGCUAACUGGACCAUUAGCAGAGAGCUGGGCUACAACUACUGCCAUGGAGUGAGCAGUCGUCUGGCCUGUGACAGCAGAACUUCAGCAGCUGAUACAGAGCAGCUUCGUUCUCUGUGCUCCAGAGAUCCUCUCUAUGAACUCUCAGAGCAGGAGAAGGACUUCCUGUGGAGGCACAGACAUUACUGUGUAAACAUGCCAGAGUCUCUUCCUAAGCUGCUUCUGUCCGUCAAAUGGAACUCUCGAGAUGAAGUAUCUCAGAUGUACUGUCUGCUGAAGGAGUGGCCUCUGAUGGAACCUGAAUCCGCUCUGGAGUUGUUGGACUGUAACUUUCCUGAUCCGAUGGUCAGAGAGUUUGCUUUGCGCUGCCUGGUACAAGGCCUGACCGACGACAAGCUGUCACAAUACCUGCUGCAGCUUGUACAGGUGUUGAAGUAUGAGAUGUACCUGGACAAUCCUCUGGCUCGUUUUCUGAUAAAGAAAGCUCUGACCAAUCAGAGGAUUGGGCACUUCUUCUUCUGGCAUCUCAAGUCAGAGAUGCACAAUAAGACGGUGUCCCGUCGCUUUGGUCUGCUGCUGGAAGCUUUCUGUAGAGCUUGUGGGAUGUACCUGAAACACCUCAACAGACAGGUGGAGGCCAUGGAUAAACUGGUGAACUUGACUGACACACUCAAACAAGAGAAGAAGGACGAAACACAAAAAACUCAGAUGAAGUUCCUGGUUGAACACAUGUCUCGUCCAGAUUACAUGGAGGCUCUUCAGGGAUUUGUUUCCCCUCUGAACCCGGUUCACCAGUUGGGAAACCUGAGGCUGGAGGAGUGCAGGAUCAUGUCUUCAGCGAAGCGCCCCCUGUGGUUAAACUGGGAGAACCCUGACAUCAUGUCUGAGCUGCUCUUCACCAACAACGAGAUCAUCUUUAAGAACGGAGAUGACCUGCGUCAGGACAUGCUGACUUUGCAGAUCAUUAAGAUCAUGGAGAACAUCUGGCAGAACCAGGGCCUGGACCUGCGCAUGCUGCCGUACGGAUGCCUGUCCAUCGGAGACUGUGUGGGUCUGAUUGAGGUGGUGAAGAACAGUUUCACUAUCAUGCAGAUUCAGUGUAAAGGUGGCCUGAAAGGGGCGCUGCAGUUCAACUCCAACACACUCCACCACUGGAUCAAAGACAAGAACCGCGGAGAGUCGUACGACCGGGCCAUUGACCUCUUCACCAGGUCGUGUGCAGGUUACUGCGUGGCAACCUUCAUUCUGGGAAUUGGAGACCGGCACAACUCCAACAUCAUGGUGAAGGAGAAUGGCCAGCUGUUUCACAUCGACUUUGGUCACUUUCUGGAUCACAAGAAGAAAAAGUUUGGGUACAAACGGGAGCGAGUUCCCUUUGUUCUGACUCAGGACUUCCUCAUUGUCAUCAGUAAAGGAGUCCAGGAGUCGACCAAAACCAAGGAGUUCGAGAGGUUCCAGGAGAUGUGUUAUAAGGCCUACCUGGCCAUCCGGCAGCAUGCCAGCCUUUUCAUCAAUCUCUUCUCCCUAUUGCUGGGCUGCGGGAUGCCUGAACUGCAGAGCUUCGACGACAUUGCCUAUUUGAGGAAAACUCUAGCCCUAGAGAAGAGCCAGCAGGAAGCGUUGGAGUAUUUCACCAAACAGAUGAACGACGCUCAUCACGGAGGCUGGAGCACCAAGAUGGACUGGAUCUUCCACACCAUCAGACACAUGCCCAACGAACACUGACACACUGACACAUACUAUAUAUAUAUAUAUAUAUGUAUGUAACACACACCCUAUUGCGUAUCUACUGCACUACUGUGAUGACAAUGAAGACAACAAUGAAGGUGUCUGACUGUGUUAGAUGUCAGUAUUGUGACAUCAUGUCAGUAUUAUGACAUUGUGUUUUUAUUGUGACAUUAUGUCGUCAUUGUGACAUGUCGACAUCACGUCGGUGGGCUGGUUGUUAUAACAACAUAAAACUCAGGGUCACAGGCCAGAGCCAAAGGCAUGCUGGGAAAAAGACAGCGAUGAUGUCGUACAUGUCUUCCGGGCGGGGCUAGAGUUAGUGUGUUAGCUCUGCUAGCUCCUCUAAGCACAGACUAAGCUUUUCAAAAUAAAAUACUUUAUUACCGUAGCAUUUGAAUUAGAGCUCAUUGAGUAGCAGCUGUAACUUUAUAAACUGAUGUUUUACUGCUUUAUUGAAACCAGCUGAGUCACUGUGAGAGCAAUAAAACCUCCAAUAACCGAUACUUUGAUUAUGACAAUCAGGAGUUGUGAGCUAACCGAUUCAUUCUGAGAUCACACUAAAGUAAUCAAUCGUGCUUCUGUGAAAGUUAACAAGACUUUGAACACGAUGAGUUCACAGAGAAGAUUAAACCUUUAUCACAGUGUCUGCAUUAAAGCUCUUUUUCUACAGUUAUAUUAUGGUCUGGUUGACUUUGAUUUGCUUUCUCUCUAAAAACUCUCAUGACGUAUUAAAAUGUAACUUUAACCUUCCUCAUAUUAUAAUAUUGGUACUGUUAAAUUGAAAUUGAAUUACUCCAAGUUCAAUUACUUUUCUCAUUAAUACCAUGGCUUCAUUUAAACUUGUGUCUUGAAGAUGUAUGCUUGUUUAUUUUUCAGUGGCACUUAUAGUCAAUUAUAGGAAGUGCUUUUUGCACUGAUUGAUUGAUUAAUGUCAUCGGUUGGUAAUAAAGUUCUAACUCCAGAGGUUUAAAGGAUUUUU